UGUAUCUUCUUUGCGUGGCUGCUUUCCCUGCGAGUGCUACUCUUUCUUUUAUGAUCUCUUUCUUUGUUGCUGUCCUUGUAUUCGCCUACUUUCUACUUCGAUAAAGCGUCGGCUCCUGAGGUCAUCGCACACGUCGGUCCAGUUGAUGAGAGAGAGAGAGAGAGAGAGAGAGAGAGACCUUCUUUAUUUGCUCCUGUCAUCCUAUCUCAAUGUUCUCUUCUUGUCGAAGUUGCUCAUAAGAAGCCUGCAUAAGACUACUAAUCAUGCCUUCGUCGCCACAUCAAUUCGACUAAGCUUUCUCUCAUGUCCUUCUUGAUCAAACGCAACAAGCAUGCGCGCGUUGCCCAACAAAAGGCACGUCGAAUGAUCCUCCAUUAAACCCGCUCUCGUGGACACAAUUAUUCCACCCUUCCCUCAUCUCCUUCGCCCUUUUACCCCACACUCGCCUCUCUCAUCCCUAUUUAAACACUCCUCUAUGCCUCGUCUUCCCCAUAGACAUACUCUCGUCUCUCACUCUUGGAUACUGUGUUGUAUUAGAAAUAUACAGAUGAGGACUAUGAUAGACUUGGGGAGCCAGAGAGACUCUCUCUACAUCAUCGACACGGCAACUGCCGUCGACUGCACCAAGGACGUCCGCUUCCGGCGAUCUUUCCGAAGCCUCAUCGAGUGCGUGGUUCCAUGCUGUGGCUUCCAGCUGUCGUCCAACACUUCUGAUGUUCCAGACUCUCAUUCCACCGGCGGCGGUUCCACCCCUCCAACCACCACCGUCACCGGCACCUUCUAUGGGCACCGCCGCGGUCACGUCAGGUUCUGCCUGCACGACAGCUCCCGGACCUCCCCCAUCCUUCUGCUGGAGUUCACCAUCCCCACCGCCUGCCUCGCCAGGGAGAUGCGGCAUGGGCUACUGCGCGUGGGGCUCGAAUGCGACCGGAAUCGUGCUCGGUGCUCGUCGCUGUUCGGCGUGCCGGUGUGGUCGGUUUACUGCAACGGGCGCAAGGUAGGGUUCGCCAUCCGGCGUCGGAUGAGCGAAGGCGACGCCGCCAUCUUGAAGCUAAUGAGGGCCAUAUCGGUCGGAACAGGCGUUCUUCCUGGUGCGUCCAAGAUGGGUGAAGGAGACAUUCUGUACCUGAGGGCAAGCUUUGAGAGGGUGAUUGGUUCGAUCAAUUCGGAGUCGUUUCAUAUGAUCAAUCCGGUGGGCUGCACCGGGCAGCAGCUAAGCAUCUUUCUUGUGAGAAGUUAGACCAUCUACAAUCUGCGUAUUCUGUAACUCUCAGUAAAAUACAUGUUAGAUAAUGGAGACAUAUGUCUAGAUGUCGAUGUCUGUAGGCCUAUUGACUUGUCUUAUCAUCGAAGCGCGGGCUGGUCAUUCUGUGCGUCAUCGUUGACGCUCGUCAGCAGGUGUCAGCUGGGCAUGGCAUUCACCAACCAUUCAUGAUCACUCUCUGGACGCAGCAGGAGAUCGGAGUUCGUAAAAGCACGGAGGUGCCGAGGCCCCUUAACGCCGUCAGAGCAAGACGACGAAGCACGCAGGCAUGCAUGCAUGGGAUAACGCUGUUUCCAAGACAAGACGCAUGGAUUGUUUGGCUGCCGGCGUAUAAAUCUCUGCUUUCUGCAGACGACGAAUCAUAGCCUGUGCGUCCCAUAAUGCGUGUUCUCCUCGUGCUGUGUGCAUUCUCAAAGGAUGCAGAAAGGGCUGACGCACG
Molecule: messenger RNA, 1703 nt
Organism: Musa acuminata AAA Group (dessert banana)
Lineage: Eukaryota; Viridiplantae; Streptophyta; Magnoliopsida; Zingiberales; Musaceae
Product: protein MIZU-KUSSEI 1-like
Exons: 1
Coding region: 476-1240 (254 amino acids)
Biological process (GO): hydrotropism
Source: RefSeq, a predicted model, not a curated record